CGAGAGCAGCAGAUUAGAUAGACGUGUUGAUAGAUCCUCGAUUUUCUCUCUUCUCUCUUGUCCUCGGAAUCAACAAAGGUAAUGUGUCUUCUUCUCUUCAAUGCGAUCGGUUUCAGUUUUCUAUCGGAAGUCAAACUGUUUUGACUUCUUUCGGAAAUUCCGGUGAUUCAACGUGGUAGGAUCGUUGUUAGGAUGGUGUUAAGAGUUUUGAUUUUUGUUUGAAUAUCAACUAAUUUAUACAUGGAUUUCACUUACUUGGUGAUCUUAGAUUCUAAUUAAUCCUUUUUUCGGGAUCUUAGAUCUAUCUGAUUCUCAUCCCAAUUUGAUUUUCCACUUGUUUUGCUUCCGACUUAUGGAUUGCUAGAGUAACAGAUCUGCUUUGAAUUAUGGGUAAAUUAUGUUUCUCUAAUCCUGUUAUGUCCUUAAGUUAGUAGUUAGUCAGUCUCGUAAUUCAUAUGAUCGGCCGAAUUAGUGAUCAGUGACAGUGAGAUUAUGUGUAGGUUUAUGAGCAAAAUUUUAGACUUUUGUGUAAUAAAGCAUGGAAUCCAACAGAGGUCAAGGUUCGAUCCAACAGUUGCUUGCUGCUGAGGUAGAAGCUCAACACAUUGUCAAUGCUGCAAGGACCGCAAAAAUGGCAAGACUGAAGCAAGCUAAGGAAGAGGCAGAGAAAGAGAUUGCCGAAUACAAAGCUCAAACAGAGCAAGACUUCCAGAGGAAACUUGAGGAGACAAGCGGAGACUCUGGUGCGAAUGUGAAGAGGCUGGAGCAAGAGACUGAUACCAAAAUCGAGCAGUUGAAGAACGAAGCAUCGAGGAUUUCCAAAGAUGUUGUCGAAAUGCUUCUGAAACAUGUGACCACAGUGAAGAACUGAGAGAUAUUUUUAUAAGAAAGUAAAAAAAAAGUUUAUGAAAAAAGUGGGAGUCAUUUUUGAGUGAUCUGCUCUCUUUCUCUUUUGUGAGUAUUUCUGGAUUUGAGAGACUCAUCUUAUAUUAUUGUUGCUACUUAUUCUCUGCUUUUUUGUAAUUUAUCUCUGUACUCUUCUUUUUUUUUUUUUUUGAACAACCAUCUCUGCACUCUUCUUUGUAUUCAUAUAUUUGGAACGUUGUAAUAAUAAUUUGAGCGCAGAGGAACACAAUUGGAUUAUUUAUGUUUCUAAAUUGUUACAAAAAGAAAUAAAUCUCAACUGGAUUGGGCCU
Molecule: messenger RNA, 1196 nt
Organism: Arabidopsis thaliana (thale cress)
Lineage: Eukaryota; Viridiplantae; Streptophyta; Magnoliopsida; Brassicales; Brassicaceae
Gene: VMA10
Product: vacuolar membrane ATPase 10
Exons: 4
Coding region: 539-871 (110 amino acids)
Biological process (GO): proton transmembrane transport; proton motive force-driven ATP synthesis
Cellular component (GO): plasma membrane; vacuolar membrane; vacuolar proton-transporting V-type ATPase complex
Molecular function (GO): proton-transporting ATPase activity, rotational mechanism
Source: RefSeq, marked reviewed